GAGACGUGGGCGAUGGCGACGAGGACGACGGCGAGGAGAAACGCGGGCGUGCGCAUGGUGGAGGGACGGGCGAGGAGCAGGAGCAGGAGGGCCAGGGAAUGAUGGGGCAAUAAAACGGGGCCAGGUGGUCGGAGAGCGCUGGUGAGACGGAGCCGUGCCUCCGUCAGCCCCGGGGUGCAUAAGUAUCGAGGCCUAGCGCGGGCGGCUAGUAAGCAGCCAGCAGCACGACCAUGCCCCGCCUCACUCGCGUCCUCGCCUGGGCCCUCGCCCUCACCGCCUGUGCCUCCCUCUGGACCCUCGCCCGCCGUCUGUCCGACUCCCCGCUCACCCUCGCCAUCACCCUCCCCGACGGCGUGCACGUCCACAUCGACGGCGCCCGCGCGCCCAGUGUGCACGCACAGCACCCGCACGACCCAGCACCCCAGGGCAGCCCCGCCGCGGCGGCGCUCCCGCCCCUGCGCGAGCCGUACCAGUCGAUCCUGACGACGAUCACGGCGCUCGAGCACUACGGCGAACACACGACGAGCGUCCUCGCGCGUAAGCACGCGCGGUUCGCGCGGCUGCCGGCGGCGCAUGCGCCGUACGCGGCGGCGAUCGACUACGCGGGGCAGUUCGCGCGCGCGGACGCGCUGGUGCCGGUGAACGCGGCGGUGCUGAGCGCGAUCGCGGGCACGGCGCGGGCGGCGUACGGGUUCGAGGCGGACGAGGUGACGGUGCGGGUGCGGAACGAGAUCGUGGGGGACUUGGUGGGCCACCUGGUGAGGGACUGGAGCGCGGAGGGCAGGGAGGAGCGCGAGCGCGUGAUCCGGCCCAUUGUGGACGCCCUCCGCAGCGCGCUCCCGAAGAACGGCCAGGACCAGUUCCGCAUCCUCGUCCCCGGCGCAGGUCUCGGCCGCCUCGCACACGAGAUCGCACUCGAGCCAGACUUCCACGUCGAUGCCUCCGAGCUCGACUACGGCUCCGUCCUCGCCUACCGCUACCUCGCCAACACAACACACACACCCGCCCCGCUCGCGCACACCUUCCACCCCUUCCUCACAGACUGGUCCUUCCAGUCCAACGCCGCCGACCGCUUCCUCCCCGUCCGCUUCCCCGACGCCCUCCCGAACCCCACCCCCGCCGACCCCCCGCGCGUGCGCAUGAUCGACGGCGACUUCCUCGAGCUCGCAAAGGCCGUCCAGCGCGACCGCGAGCGCGGCGAGGACACGCGCUACGACGCCGUCGCCACCCUCUUCUUCAUCGACGUCGCGGAGAACGAGGUCGAGUUCCUCCAGGCCAUACACUCCGUCCUCAAGCCCGGCGGGCUCUGGGUCAACCUCGGCCCAUUCAAGUGGGGCACCCACUCCCAGCUCCAGCUCUCUGCAGAGGAGGUCCUCCACCUCGCAGACAUGGUCGGCUUCGCCGUCGACCCCACCUCGCGCCGCGCCAUCGAUGCCGUGUACGCCCACCAGCCCGGCUCGCUCCUCAAGUUCACCUAUGUGACCCAGUUCUGGACCGCCAGAAAGCGCGACUGA
Molecule: messenger RNA, 1514 nt
Organism: Heterobasidion irregulare TC 32-1
Lineage: Eukaryota; Fungi; Basidiomycota; Agaricomycetes; Russulales; Bondarzewiaceae
Exons: 4
Coding region: 231-1514 (427 amino acids)
Molecular function (GO): S-adenosylmethionine-dependent methyltransferase activity
Source: RefSeq, a predicted model, not a curated record